GUCAUUUGAAAACAAGCAACCGAGCGAGACACAACGCUGUAUCUCUACAAGCGAUUUUCUACAAGCGAUUUUCAAGCGAGUUGCGCUUUCUAAUAAUUCAAAAAUCGUUGAUUACUUACAAGUGAGAUAAAGCAAUGGCUCUGUUACCUUUCUUGUUGGACUAUGAAAUGGAGCGACCUCGUCGUUUGAUCGACCAGCACUUUGGAUUGGGCUUAACUCCUGACGAUCUUCUCAGUGUUGUCGCCGGUCCUAUGGUCAACCGUGAAUACUAUCGACCUUGGCGUCAUCUGGCCGCAGCAGCGCGCGAUCUCGGAUCCAGUAUUAAGAGCGACAAAGAUAAGUUCCAAGUGAAUCUCGAUGUUCAACACUUCAAUCCUGAAGAAAUUAGCGUGAAGACUGCAGAUGGGUACAUUGUUGUCGAAGGCAAACACGAAGAGAAGAAGGAUCAACACGGUUUUAUUUCUCGUCAGUUCACACGCCGGUAUGCUCUUCCUGAAGGCUGCACUCCCGAGACAGUUGAGUCUCGUUUGUCAUCUGAUGGAGUGUUGACGAUCACUGCUCCACGCAAAGUCCCACCUGCUGUGCAGGGUGAACGUGCGGUGCCUAUCACCCAGACUGGACCGGUCCGGAAGGAAGUAAAAGAUCAAGCUAACGGCGAUAAGGCUCAGUAAAUUUUAAGUUUUUUGCUACUCCGUACUCAGUAUUUUCAUUAAGUCAUUCCUUAUGUUUAAUUAUUAUAAGACUGGUUAAUUUAAAUUAAUAAUAAAUUCUUUUUUUUU
Molecule: messenger RNA, 779 nt
Organism: Melitaea cinxia (Glanville fritillary)
Lineage: Eukaryota; Metazoa; Arthropoda; Insecta; Lepidoptera; Nymphalidae
Product: protein lethal(2)essential for life-like
Exons: 1
Coding region: 135-671 (178 amino acids)
Biological process (GO): response to heat; protein refolding
Molecular function (GO): protein folding chaperone
Source: RefSeq, a predicted model, not a curated record